This is a messenger RNA of Dama dama (fallow deer), 1850 nucleotides long. RefSeq names its product refilin A (gene RFLNA). Bases 1 to 651 code for a protein of 216 amino acids. Gene Ontology annotation, cellular component: actin filament bundle. The transcript is spliced from 3 exons. Gene Ontology annotation, molecular function: filamin binding. The record is from RefSeq and is a predicted model, not a curated record. Gene Ontology annotation, biological process: skeletal system morphogenesis; negative regulation of bone mineralization involved in bone maturation; negative regulation of chondrocyte development. NCBI's taxonomy places the organism in Eukaryota, Metazoa, Chordata, Mammalia, Artiodactyla, Cervidae.
AUGGUGGGCCACCUGCAUCUGCAGGGCAUGGAGGAGAGCCUCAAGGAGAAGAGCCGGGAGGGCGUGCUGGACAGCCCCGACUCCGGGCUACCCCCCAGCCCCAGCCCCAGCCCGCCCUUCUACUCGUUGGCGCCUGGCAUCCUCGACGCCCGCGCUGGGGGCGCCGGCGCCUCCUCCGAGGCCCCCGGACCCGGCGAGGCCAGAGCGCCCCCCGCCCACCCCCCGAGCACCCCAGCGCGAGAGAUGAGGCCCCGGAUGCUGCCUGUGUUCUUUGGGGAGAGCAUUGAGGUGAACCCGGAACCCACACCGGAGAUCCGCUGCAAUUCUGAGGUCAAGUAUGCAUCGGAGAAGCACUUCCGGGACAAGGUCUUCUACGUGCCGGUGCCGACGGUCACGGCCUACAGUGAGACGAUUGUGGCCACGCCCAACUGCACUUGGCGUAACUACCGCAGCCAGCUGACCCUGGAGCCGCGACCCCGCGCCCUGCGCUUCCGCAGCACCACCAUCAUCUUCCCCAAGUGUGCCAGCAACUCCUUCCGCACCACCCUGCACCUCAGCCUGGGCCGGCCCCGCUGCUGGUUCACAGCCAGCGUGCAGCUGCAGCUGUGCCCGCGCCCCGGGCCCGGCCUCCUGGGCCCCGCGCCCCUCUGACCCGCAGCCCGGCCCCGGUGGCGGCGGCGUUGCGGCGAACCAGGGCCAUCCCUGGGGCGGCCGGAGGAUGGACUCUGCUAUUGGGAGGGACCCUGGGGUGUGUCUUACCCCGGCCGCUGGGGCUCACCCAAUAAACACAUCUAUUUUAUCAGCACCUAUGUGGGGAGGCAGCUUGGGCCUGGCUCUCGGAGGAGCAGGGGUUGGGGGCAGGUGGAUAGGCGGCGAUGGAGAGAAGAAGGCACGUGUCCUUGGCUGCCCCUGAGGUGGGGACACCCCGAGCAUCGGCAGGAUGGAGGCAUCCCAGCCUUGGCCGCAUGGGAGGGAAGAAGGGGGCCAUUCAGACACCCAGCGGCCCUGGAGGAGGCUGUUUCCAAAACGAGCCUUUCAAAUGCAUGCAGUUUAACGCCCAGAGCCGUAGCCCGGCAACCUCUGGUGGAUGGUGGGCCAGGAGACUGGGUGAAAGCUGGACGCCGAUGCCAGGGCCAGAGUGGGCUGUGUCUGGGGAGCCGCCAGGAGGAGCCCUGCCCACACUGUCCCGGUUGCCCGUGCCCCAGGGCGGAGGAUGGAGGGCCCAGCGCCGUGUCCAGAGCCUCACCCACAGGGCAGCCUGCUAACCUCUGUCCGCCGACGCCUUCAGGACCAGGACUCGGGAACAUCAGAGCCCUGGAGCCAGGUGCCAAGGGGAGGCGUCUAAGCUCUUGGAAAUCACCACCACCACCUGCCAGCCGUCAGCUUAAAGAGAUGCUGUGGGGCCUGGCUGCCCUCGCGCAGGCCUUCCCCUCCUACUGUGAUGACUCAGCAAUGGCCGGUGCUGUAGGGCUCACGGCACACAUGCAAGGUCAGGGAGGAAGACGUGAGACCCCCGUGCUCCCUGGGAAGAGCCAGGACAUGUGGGGGCCGGGGCCACGACCUGGGGCUGCUCAGCACCAGUGACCCAAAAGCCCCCCAACGUGGCCACAGAGAUGCCCUCAGAUUGGACCCUUAGGUGGGGGCUACCCCGACAUUCCCCUGGCUUCCCCCCUAAGAUGGGGCUUUAGUUCCCUCGCUGGGGAGAAGGGCAACUUGGAGCUCACAUUCAGGAGAGGCAAGGUGAUUGACGUAUUUUUAUAUAACUACACAGACUGUGCGUGGUCUCUCCACAAAGAUGCUUUCUGAUUAACAAAGAAAUAACUUAAGAAACAACUGAUUAUCUUAAUAAA